This is a messenger RNA of Pistacia vera, 1053 nucleotides long. RefSeq names its product protein PHLOEM PROTEIN 2-LIKE A1-like. The transcript is spliced from 3 exons. The record is from RefSeq and is a predicted model, not a curated record. Bases 27 to 746 code for a protein of 239 amino acids. Lineage: Eukaryota; Viridiplantae; Streptophyta; Magnoliopsida; Sapindales; Anacardiaceae.
UGGGGAGCCAAGAUGGUCAUUAAAAGAUGGGAGUUGGGUGGUCAGAAGAAGAUCCUUUUUCACAGACACAAUCAAGUCAAGAAGUUCAAGUUUCUCACACCAAAUCCCAGGAUGUAGUGGAGAAAACAAAUGGGAUUAAACUCCCACACAACUAUGAAGCCAUUCUUAAAGAGGCAGACUCACCGAUCGACAAGUCCUCCCCCAACAAGAUAAAAGAUCAGCUUUACUCUGGAGUUUUCUUAAAUGGAAAGAAAAAGAAGUAUUGGGUUAACAACGAAUCCGGAAGCAACAGCUUCAUGCUGUUUGCUAGGGAUCUUUCAGUCACUUGGGGAGAUGACCAACGUUACUGGAAGUGGACUUCCCUGAAAGAGACAAGUGAUGUUUUUGUGGAUGUGGCUGAACUAUUAAACGUGUGCUGGCUGGAGAUAAAGGUGAGAUUCGAGACAACGAAGCUCACUCCGAGGGCUUUGUAUGAAGUUUUGUUUGUCAUAAUGUUGAAGGAAGGAGCUUAUGGAUGGGAUGCUCCAGUGAACCUGAGACUCGUACUGCCAAACAGAAUCAAGAUAGAGCACAAAGAAAAUUUGAACAUGAAGCCAAGAAAUCAAUGGAUAGAGAUCCCGGUUGGCGAGUUCAGAACUUUGCCGGAGAGGGCUGGGGAGAUGGUCAUCUCUAUGUAUGAAAUCGAGGACGGGAAAUGGAAAAAAGGACUUGUCAUCAAAGGGAUCGUCAUUCGGCCAGUAAACUAAGUGUGGGGAUAAUUUCAACGUUUACACAACUGAGUUUAACAAAGUUUCAGGUCGAUCAAUAAAUUUAUUUACAUGUUCAGUAUAGGUGAAAAUAAUCAGAAGCAUCAUUGUGAGGCUCCUUCGUAAUUGUCUCACAACUUAUCUCUAGCUUCUCAAUUCUGCUUUGAAACCUGAGCUUGUUUCCUAAGCAUUCUAGUGUGCAUGCAGGAUUAGACUCCUCUCCUACUAUGAGCUCUUCCGAACUUUUACAGAUCUAGUGACAGAUGUAUACUAAUGAGCAUUUGUGGUUAAAAUUUAUUUCUUGUUA